AUGGCGGGCAAUAGCGUCAACUUCCCGACGGCAGACGCCUUGGUCGCCCACUUCGACCGCUUCAUCGAGGUCGACAAGGAGCGGACAAAUUUUAUCGAGACGCUUCUCCAGCGGCUCGCCUACAACGAAAACCAGAUCCGCCGGCUCGAGCUCGACCUCGAGGACCAGACGAGGUCGCGGAUCCGCUACCAGUCCGAGACGAACGAGCUCGAGAAUCGGUUAAACUCGUUCCAGAAGCUAAUGAAUAAGGAUGCCUACGUGGCCGUCAUCGUCGACGGCGACGGCGCCAAGUUCCGCGACGACCUGCUCGCCGACACGACCUCGGGCGCCGUCGAGGCCGCGCAGAACAUCCAGCACGAGGUCAGGCAGUACCUCGAAACGCUCAAGAGCGAUUCCUUCGCCGGCGACGACGUGCCCGUCGUGACGCGCGUCUUCGCCAACGUCAGAGACCUCGGCCGCGUCCUGCGCUCGUCGGGCGUCGUCCGGUCCGAGGACGACAUGUACAUGUUUGCCGAGAACUUUACCAACAGCCGGCCUGACUUUGACUUUGUCAACGUCGGCCGGGGCAAGGAGAAUGCCGACUCCAAGAUACGCAGAAUGCUCGGCCACUAUUACAAGGACUACCGAUGCAAAAAGAUCUUCUUCGUCGCCUGCCACGACGCCGGCUACGCCCACGACCUGCGCGGCUACGUCGCCGCCGACGCCGAGCACCGCAUCGUCCUCGUCGAGACGACGCCGGCCGAGGAGUCGCUCCAGUCGCUCAAGUUCCCCAUGGUCCGCUUCAAGUCCGUCUUCCGCGAGGAGCCGCUGAAGCUCAAGCCCAUGAUGACGCGCAGCCAGUCGGCCGUCCGCAGCAAGUCCCCGGCCAAGUUGGCCAACAACAUCGCCGGCCUCCGAUCGGCCAUGGCGACGCCCGUCAACACGCAGCCGUUGAGCUCGCCUCCGGCCACGGCCAACUCGGCGAGCUCGCCGCCGGGACUGCCCGACGCCAUCGUCAUCACGUCGUCGGAGAACGGCAGCGGCUCGGUCCGUCACGCGACCUUCCCGACCGCCGGCAACCAGAGCGCCAAGGCUAAGGCGGCCAAGUCGAGCCGGCCGGCGAGGACCAUCGAGUACAACGAGGACGGCCACCGGCUCGACGCGGCCAUCAAGACGCCCAGCUACUCGUCGGCCCACGACACGUACAAGCGCAAGUGCGAGGGCAUCAAGCCCAAGGUCUUCUGCAACGCCUUCUACAUCGGCGGCCAGUGCCCGCGCGGCGACCAGUGCGAGCGGGAGCACGAGACGACGCUGACGGCCGACGAGGUGGCCAUCCACCGCUUCAAGGCGCGCACGAGCGCGUGCUACAAGGGACCCGAGUGCGACAGCUACGACUGCCACCUCAGCCACCACUGCCCGACGGACCCGAACUGCAGCCGGCCGGAUUGCAAGUUUAGCAAGACCAAGUUUGGCGACCUGCACCUGACCAAGACGAAGCUCAUGCCGUACGAGCGAUGGACGGAAGACAACAGCUUCCCGACCUACAUCCGCAAGGAGACGGAUGGGCCGGUGGCCAUGGUGCCCCUGGGAGCCGCCACGUACUCGAUGGCACUCACCCGGGGACGGCCGACCCGCGAGGGCACCUCUCCCGAGAAUGGCUGGAUCGUCCGGGAGGGACGCGAGCUCGGACGGAUGCAGGGUGAAUGCAUGACCACCACCACCACCACCACCAUCAUCAUCAUCACCAUCACCACCUCUGGCCUCUUUCUCGUCAAGAAUCGGCAUGCCCAUCCUUCUCCCUUCCGCUCUGGCCGGAGCCACGCCCACGCGUCCCCUCGAUGCCGCAUCACCUCGGCGACCCAACGACGGCGGCAAGUUGGCCGUGCGAGCGAAGCGUGA
Molecule: messenger RNA, 1878 nt
Organism: Drechmeria coniospora
Lineage: Eukaryota; Fungi; Ascomycota; Sordariomycetes; Hypocreales; Ophiocordycipitaceae
Exons: 8
Coding region: 1-1878 (625 amino acids)
Molecular function (GO): metal ion binding
Source: RefSeq, a predicted model, not a curated record